AUGGGUGAGAAAAGCGACAACUUCUUUAGAGAAUUAGAAAAGACCUACUGCCCACCGCUGGAUGCAGCUUUAUUUACAGCAAUUGUUUCCGACUAUGAUCUAUCAGACUCGGGUCAGGUCCAACAGGCCCGCGACACUUUAGAUAUCCUUCAACUGUCUGCUCUGGAACAGGAAGAUCUUCCUUUCGACCCAUCAGGUACCAGUGGCUUGGGGACGACCAGCAACGAUAUUGAUGGGAUCGUGUCGGAUCGCAGUGCCUCUCGAAAUGAUAGUUCAGGCCAAUCUCAGGAAACGGAUCUCACAUCGGAAUUCUCCUCGAUUGACAUGAGAGAUAGGGAUUUCUUCGGUCACAGCAAUGAUCGUUCGACUUCCUCUGCAUCAGCAGGAUAUAUACUAGGAGCCGAUGGGAACAUCACUUUGGCUGGAGCGAGUGAGGAGGACAAAGUUCGCUACUUGACGGAAAUGUUUCCGUCGGUAGAACGCUUUACUAUUCAGCAUACGCUGAAAAAAUCGGACGGUGAUGUCGAUCGUGCAAUGGACGUUUUGCUUAAUCUCGCAUUCUUCGACGAGCAACCUCCUGACGAAGACGGAGGCAGAGUCUUAGUUCCCAAGGGCAUCGAUGGCUUCCAGGAGGGCUCGAGUGGGAAGGGACGCAAGCGGAAGACUAAGAACAAGAACAAGAACCAGGAGUUGUCGUCGCCUGCAGGCUCCGAAUUCGACGAGAGCCCGAGCUUCAACAAGUGGAAUGCUGGGUUAAAGGAUGUCGACUUCAUCCAUUCACGAACUUCACCGAUACUAAAGAAGGAGACGGUCAGCUCGACCUAUCACGCCAACGGAGCCUCAUUGCCCGCAACAAUUAGGGCUCUCGCAACUGCGCAUGCGCCGAAAGACGAAAGGAAGAUUCACGAGAACCCCGUCAUGGCUGCGCAGGUGGCUGAGUUGACCCAAGAGUUUCCUUCGAUCGCGCCAUUUACUUUUGCAGGAUUACUUUGCAUCACACGAAACUCGACUUCAGCUGCUAAUGAGUUAGCAGCUGCCUUAAUCACCCGCCCAAUGACGCCUUCUGUGUCUCAGUUGAUCCAGUUCACAGCUACACCCCCGCCUCUCGAUAUCGAAGACGACACGCCCAGCCAACGCAAGCGAGAGGCUCGAAUGAUCAGAGACUUUGAUCGCGCGCAAGGAACCGCAGGGGCGCAUUUUGUCGCUGGUGCAGAAGCAUUCUCCAAGGCCUCGAUGGCAUACAGACGUGGAAGGUCUGAUCGCUUGAUGGGCGGUGCAGCUGCGUAUUACUCCUCAAUUGGGCGUGACCAUCUGGAACGAGCGAAACGCAACGCUGCCGCCGCUUCUGACGCAUUGGUAGACUCUCAAUCGACGUCCACAAUGCUGGAUCUACACGGAGUCUCAGUGCAGGACGCCGUCCGUAUUUCCAGUGAACGAGUCCAGGACUGGUGGGACGCACUUGGCGAUACCAAGUAUAUGCGGGCCAGGGAAGGCCGCGCAUACGAAGGAUAUCGUAUUGUCACCGGAGUUGGACGACACAGUCACGAUGGUACGUCCCGGCUGGGACCGGCCGUGUUCAAGAGACUUGUACGGGAUGGAUGGAGAGUGGAAGUGGGUGAAGGAGUUUUUACGGUGCUUGGUGUUUCUCGUCGCUGA
This is a messenger RNA of Aspergillus ruber CBS 135680, 1656 nucleotides long. RefSeq names its product Smr domain protein. Bases 1 to 1656 code for a protein of 551 amino acids. The transcript is spliced from 2 exons. Lineage: Eukaryota; Fungi; Ascomycota; Eurotiomycetes; Eurotiales; Aspergillaceae. The record is from RefSeq and is a predicted model, not a curated record. Gene Ontology annotation, molecular function: ubiquitin binding.